CUUCACUCAGUCACCGCAGCCCAGCCAUCACACCACCACAACCUCCACACAAGGCCUUCGAAAUUCUUCAAUCACUCCAACAAACAACCUACAAAACAUCCUCUGGCUACUUUAGGCACAUCUCCCUUCUCUAUUUCCUCUCCCAAACACAUACCCACCCACAGCCGGCAAGAUGAGUGCGAUUCAGGACACCGAGGCCAACGAGCCCAUCCAGGUCCUCUUCACCAUGCACGAUGGCAUGGACCUACUCGACUUUGCGGGCCCGCUUGAAGUUCUCACUCACGCACAAUACAACGCCAGCGACCCAGAAACCAAAGCCUUCGAUGUCACCUUCGCCGCCGCGCAGGAACACGUCCUGACCGCCCAAGGCGUCACCUUGACUGCCCACAUCUCCUUCAAGGAAGCGCACAAGCGCCUCCGGGAGUUCGACGUCCUCGUCGUCCCCGGCGGCAAGGAGAAAUGCAUGCAGGUGCUCAAGGACAAGGCCGAGCCUACCCAGAUCAUCAAGGCCUUCGCCGAAGCCCAGACCGCCGACCCGGCGAGGGAGCGGACCGUGCUGGCCGUGGACACGGCGGCGCUCUUCUUGGCCAGCCAGGGACUCCUGCAGGGGCUCGCGGGCACCACACACCCGGACUUCUACAUCAAGCUGGAGAAGGAGUGCCAGGACGCCGCGGCGCGCGAGAUGGGCGAGCGCACCGACGUCAUGGAGGAGCGCUACGUGGUCAACAACGCGCGCUUCGACCUGGGCGAGAACCUGGACGAGAACCCCUACGUGUUCAAGAAGAACCGCAAGGGCAGCACCGCGCGCAAGGGCUCCCUGGCCCGGCGCGAGAGCAACCUGAAACACGAGAACCUGGUGCGCCGCCAGAGCAUGAAGCUGGGCGGCAUGCGUGUCAUCACCAGCGGCGGCACGGUCAGCGGCAUCGACGCGAGCCUGUACCUCGUCAGUGCCCUGGUGAGCCACGAGACUGCCCAGGAGGUCGCCAGGGUCAUGGGAUACGACUGGGUCAAGGGCGUCGUCGUGGACGCUAUCGAUGUCUAGAUGUUUCCUAGACGGGACAUAGACUGUUGACUAGAAGGAUUAAACGAAUGCGGUCUCUACGGAUGCGUGAGGUUGCACUGACUCAAGAUGUGGGUGGGCGGACCUUGAGAGAACCAUAGCAGCCUAUGGAUCAAAGAAGGCCAAGGGCAAGAAUGUAACGAUGAAAAAGAGUAAAUGUACUGAUGCUAGGACGGGAAAUCAAUCUUUUCGACACAAUGGGAUUUGCUGUAUGGCACGACAGACCCCUGACUUUCCUCCCAGAUUGAAUACGGGGCUGGAGAAAGAAACCCCAACACAACAUGGAUCCUUCUCGACCACUCCACUCAUCCAAACUAUUGCCUUGCCUGUCUCUGCAGACUUCAAUGAAGGAAGAAGAAUACUGUUUCGUCAUCUCAAAUCCAGCGAGCCUGGUAUCUCUGCUCAACCGCCCAAAUAUACUUCAUGGCGAACUCAAGGUUGGUCGCCGCUAUCUACAAUCACACAGCCUGGCACUCCUUUCUCUUUCAUCUCAUUGAUCUCGUUAACACAUGUCAAUUCUG
Molecule: messenger RNA, 1581 nt
Organism: Cladophialophora immunda
Lineage: Eukaryota; Fungi; Ascomycota; Eurotiomycetes; Chaetothyriales; Herpotrichiellaceae
Exons: 2
Coding region: 173-1042 (289 amino acids)
Source: RefSeq, a predicted model, not a curated record